UUAUUUAUUUUCAAGUGUAUAACACACCUUAGCCAAAGAGUAUAGUGUUUCAUGCCCCAAAUUUUCCCUGAAAGGAGAAAAGAAAGAUGGUAAUUGGAGAGUCAUGGGCUCAAAUAGGAUCAACCAUUGCUGGUUUGAUGUUUGCGUUAGCUACAUUACAACAGUUUUUCCCUCUCCAACUUCGAGUCACUCUUGAACAGUUUGUUUUAGCCACCCUUCAGCAGUUUUCUUUUGUCCAAAAGUUUUGUGAUAAGUUGGUUAGUUUUUUCUUACCAUAUAUCACGAUCACAUUUCCUGAAUACUCUGGUUACUGGAGCAACCAAGGUUACACUGCCAUUGAAACAUAUGUUGGGGCCAGAUCAACCACCGAAGCUUCACAUCUCAAAGGGAGCCUGAUCAGAAAUAGUAAGGCUCUUGUCCUGACAUAUGACAGGAAGGUCUCGGAUGAAUUUGAUGGGGUCAAGGUCUGGUGGGUUUCAGGCCCUUCCACUUCUACUAGCUCCGAGGACAAGUAUUACCAGCUCAUCUUCCAUAGACGCCACAGUGAUUUGAUCACAGGGCCAUACCUGGAUUAUGUUCUGGAAGAAGGCAAGGCGAUCGAGGCCAGGAAUAAGCAGAGAAGGCUUUACACCAACAAUCCUAGUGAGAACUGGAGUUCUUACAAGAAGAACUUGUGGAGUGACAUAGCUUUUGAGAACCCAGCAACAUUUCAGACAUUAGCAAUGGAUCCUAAGAAGAAGGAAGAAAUCAUCAAUGACCUGGUGACAUUUAGUAAAGGAAAAGAUUAUUAUACCAAGCUUGGAAAGCCUUGGAAACGAGGGCAUCUCCUCUAUGAUCCACCUGGAACCGGUAAGUCCACCAUGAUUGCUGCCGUGGCUAAUCUUUUGAAUUAUGAUAUCUAUGAUCUUGAGUUGACAACAGUUAAAAACAACACUGAGCUCAGGAAGCUAUUGACUGAAACAUCAAGUAAGUCUAUAAUUGUGAUUGAGGAUAUAGAUUGCUCCCUGGAUGUAACUGGUCAGAGAAACAAGGAAAGAGCAAAAAGCAGUGAAAAUUUGGGGCAUGAUCUGAAUUGUAAAAGAGAGAAGGAAUCUGAAAAUGAAAAGACCAGUAAAGUUACACUUUCUGGACUAUUGAAUUUUAUUGAUGGUACUUGGUCAGCUUGUGGAACUGGCAGGAUCUUAAUGUUCACUACUAAUCAUGUAAACAAGCUUGAUCCAGCUCUAAUUCGCCGAGGGCGAAUGGAUUUGCACAUUGAGCUAUCAUAUUGCAGUUUUGAAGCAUUCAAGACACUAGCCAAGAAUUACUUGGAUCUUGAUUCACAUGACUUGUUUGAAAACAUUGGCAUUUUGUUGAAGGAAACAGACAUGACUCCAGCUGAUGUUCCAGAGAACUUGAUGCCAAAGCGUGAGAAGAAAGAUCCAAAUUCUUGUUUAGAGAGCCUGAUUCAAGCUCUUGAGGUGCCAAAGAAAAUAAAAAGUUGA
This is a messenger RNA of Durio zibethinus, 1484 nucleotides long. Lineage: Eukaryota; Viridiplantae; Streptophyta; Magnoliopsida; Malvales; Malvaceae. The record is from RefSeq and is a predicted model, not a curated record.